Aplosporella prunicola CBS 121167 is the source of this 563-nucleotide messenger RNA. RefSeq lists its product as uncharacterized. Lineage: Eukaryota; Fungi; Ascomycota; Dothideomycetes; Botryosphaeriales; Aplosporellaceae. The transcript has a single exon. The record is from RefSeq and is a predicted model, not a curated record. The annotation marks the transcript as partial.
AGAGCUUAUUCACUUUACAAGAAGCUCAGACCUAACUCAUCCAGGAGCAAUAGUCAUAGGCAAUUAUGUAAUCGAACCAAGACGAGAAGUAAAGCUCUUAGGAGUCGUCUUCGAUCAGCAGCUCCGGUAGAGAGCCCACGUCCAGAGAGUAGUCACACGAGCAACCAAGACCUGCCUAGCUAUCAGCAGACUAAGGCACCUUCGACCGAAACAAAUGCGCCAGCUCUAUCAAGCAUGCGUUGUUCCCCAAUUAGACUACGCCUCAACGGUCUAGCACUCCCCAAAGAGAUGUAAAUAGCAAAUAGGAGUACUCUCUAGGGUUUAAAGGAUGGCAACAACCAAGGCCAUCUCAGCCUUCUAAACCGUUUCUACCCAAACACUAGACUACGAGAACUUUCUUCUACUAACAAAGCUGCGUCUCCAGGUACGAGCGGAGAGGGUUAUCUCUAACCUUAGAACGCUUCCAGCUUCGCACCCAUGUAGAGCUCUCGUCAACAAAGCAUCCCUAAAGCUUAACCUAGCAGCUAGUUUCCUUAGCCCCCUUAACGUAACUCUCAAGCUAU